UCGACUUUCUUCAAUAUUCGAUAUUUAAACAGUUUAGUUAAUUAAGAUCGUACGGUGUGCCUUUAAACAACUUUGCCUUCGACAAUUAAAUUCGAAUUUUAUAGUGUAGACACUUUAAUAUAUUGUCCCGCUUCAGGGAUUAUUUAACUACUUAAAUUCUUUUUAAAAUAGUUAAGAUGACGUCCGAUAGUACAACAACAAUUAAUUCCUCGUCGAAAAAAGUUGGUUUAAAUGGAACACCCGUUCAAACUUCACCACUUACAUCAAAAAAGCCUGCAGUCGAUCCUGUCAUUAAACGCGAAUAUGAUUGGGUUUUAGUAUUACUAGUUAUUCAUUUGAAUUUAUUGUCAAUAUAUGCUAUUUAUUUAGUAUUUACAAAAGCAAUGUAUACGACAAUAUUCUUUACAUUGUUGCUUGUAUUGGUAUCAACAUUAGGAGUAACGGCUGGUGCACAUCGAUUAUGGGCACAUAGAUCAUACAAAGCAAAUAAACGACUUCGAAUACUUUUAAUGAUUGCGUAUACAUUAGUUGGACAGGGUACAAUUUACAACUGGGUUUUAAAGCAUCGAAUUCAUCAUAAAUAUUUAGGAACAAACAAAGAUCCGUACAACAUAAGUAAAGGAUUAUUAUAUUCACAUUUUUUGAGUAAUGUAGAAAAAGCAUCACCUCAAGAUGAAGAAAUUGCCAAAGAAAUCGAUAUGUCUGAUAUUGAACAAGAUGGUGUUGUAAUGUUCCAAAAAAAAUAUUUCUGGGUUUUAUUUGUAUUUGUCGCAUGUAUAUUACCAGUAAAUGCACCAAUGGAAUAUUGGGGUGAUUCAACAAUAAAUAGUGUUUUCAUAGCUGGAAUUUUAUUCCAUUGUAUUGCAUAUCAUAUGGCAUGGUUAGUGAAUAGUGCAAUUUUAGUUUGGGGACUUCAACCAAAUGACAAAUAUCCUUCAGACACAAACCUAGUAUUUUUAAUAACGAAAAGUUACUGGCCACAAUAUCAUCAUUUAACGCCAUGGGAUUAUCAAUGCGAUGAGUUUGGUUGUUAUGGAUCAAGUUGUACAACAACAUUUAUACGUAUAUGGGCUGCAAUGGGUUGGGCCACUGGAUUACGUACAAUUGAUAGUGCUGCUGUAAAAGAGGCCGUUGCAAAUUCAUUAGAUACGGGAUUACCAAUUGAAGUUUGUUUAGAAAAUGCUGCAACUGGUGCAGCUGAUAAGUUAGAAAAUCAUUAUUUGUACUCAAAUAAAUAAUAGUUUUUGA
Messenger RNA from Chrysoperla carnea, 1248 nucleotides. Its product is annotated as acyl-CoA Delta-9 desaturase. Gene Ontology annotation, cellular component: endoplasmic reticulum membrane. The coding region runs from base 177 to 1238 and encodes 353 amino acids. The transcript is spliced from 6 exons. The record is from RefSeq and is a predicted model, not a curated record. Gene Ontology annotation, biological process: unsaturated fatty acid biosynthetic process. Lineage: Eukaryota; Metazoa; Arthropoda; Insecta; Neuroptera; Chrysopidae. Gene Ontology annotation, molecular function: stearoyl-CoA 9-desaturase activity; iron ion binding.